This is a messenger RNA of Penicillium verhagenii, 786 nucleotides long. RefSeq names its product flavin reductase family protein. NCBI's taxonomy places the organism in Eukaryota, Fungi, Ascomycota, Eurotiomycetes, Eurotiales, Aspergillaceae. The coding region runs from base 1 to 786 and encodes 261 amino acids. The record is from RefSeq and is a predicted model, not a curated record. Gene Ontology annotation, molecular function: FMN binding. The transcript has a single exon.
AUGUACAAACCGCGACCCGACUUCAAACAGGUCGAGGCUACUCGACCGGAUUUUCGUCAGGAUGCUGAAGUCACCAUCACAAAGACCCCGAAUCCUGCUUGGAAAGAGGGCGAUGGUGCCAAUGAUGGCGGCGAAAGUCUGAAGAAGGAGCACGUGGAGAUUGAUCCCUUCGCCGAAGGCCGCUCGGUCGCAUCAAACUACAAGCUUCUCAUUUCCAGCAUCGUGCCUCGACCGAUUGCCCUGGUCAGCACACAAUCUGCAGAUGGGUCAACAACCAAUCUCGCACCGUUCAGCUACUCGCAGGUCGUCUGUCAUGACCCGCCCACUUUCAUUGUAGGCUUCGCCGGGGGUCUCGGUAGUGCCAAAGAUACUCUGCGCAACCUGCACGAGACCGGGGAGUGUGUGAUCAAUAUCAUCUCAGAGCACUUUGUCGAAGCUGCCAACUCAACUGCCAUCAACACCCCGUACGGCGUUUCUGAGUGGAAGACUUCCGGUCUUACCCCAGCCCCUACCGCUAUUGUCAAACCGGCGCGUGUGAAGGAGUCGAUCUUUGCUAUUGAGGCCAAACUUGUUGAUACCAAGGAGUUUGAGAGCCGCGCAACUCCUGGCAAGAAGACUGGUGCUAUGAUUACCGUCGAGGGAGUUCGGUUCUGGGCGCGUGAGGAUGCCAUUGACGAUGACCGGUCUGCUAUUGACUUGAAAGUUCUGAAGCCUAUCAGUCGAUUGGGUGGCAUCACUUAUGGCCGCACUACUGAAGCCUUUGAGAUUCCUCGUCCCGCUAUUUGA